AUGGCACGCUCAAAGGCGGCCACGCCGAGUCACAGAGCCUCGUCGCAGACCCGGAAACAGGCGAAUGCCAUUUCUCACCAACUCGACGGUGCGGUGCAUUCGCUGGAAAAGAAGAUUGAAGAGCAGGCGGAGCUGCAUGCGCGAAACCCCAAGGAACAGAAGGAGGCGGGGCUGUUGCAACUCUUGAUUUGCGUGGGUGGCAUCUAUGCAAGUUUUAUGACCUGGGCCAUGCUUCAAGAACGCCUAACAACCACCACCCACGGCCCCUCGAAUGCCCGCUUCACCUACGCCAUCUUCCUCAACACCGUUCAGUCGGCCUUCGCUGCCAUUACCGGUUUCAUCUACCUCGUCGUGUCCGCGCCGCGCGAUCCAAAAACCCAAGCUCGACGUAUCCCCGCCAUCUUCCCCUCGAAAGCCAUCCUCUUCCCCCUCCUCCUCAUUGCCAUAACCAGCAGUCUCGCCUCACCCUUUGGCUACGCCAGCCUCAAACACAUUGACUACGUAACGUUCAUCCUUGCCAAAUCAUGCAAACUGCUACCCGUCAUGUUCCUCCACAUCUCGCUCUUCCAAAAACGCUAUCCCCUGUACAAAUACCUCGUCAUCGGCUGUGUGACCCUCGGCGUCGCCAUCUUCACCCUGCACAACCCCUCGACCGCCCGCAAAGCCGCGAAGAAGGGUGUCGCCGCCGACGCCAGCAAGACGGUUGGCCUCUUCUUGCUCGCCGUCAAUUUACUCUUCGACGGCCUGACCAACACGGUGCAGGACCAGAUCUUUGGCACCUGGAAAGGCUUCACAGGCCCGCAGAUGAUGUGCGCACAAAACAUUAUGAGCACCGCACUUACCGUCUCCUACCUGCUCGUCUCCCCUUUUCUCGCUUCCACCGCCCUGGGACCCUGGUUCGGUCUGUCGCCUUCCGGCAACGGCGAGUUGGCAGAUGCGCUCGCCUUCAUCACUACCUACCCCUCUGUCGGCUGGGAUGUCCUCGGUUUCGCGGCCUGUGGGGCGGUAGGGCAGGUGUUCAUCUUCCACACCCUCGCCCAUUUUAGCAGUUUGCUGCUCGUGACGGUGACGGUGACGCGCAAGAUGCUGACGAUGGUGUGGAGUGUGUGGUGGUUUGGCCACGAGAUUACGGGCAUGCAAUGGGUUGGCGUCGGCUUGGUGUUUGGCGGCAUUGGUGCCGAGGCUGGGUUUUCGCGCUGGGAGAAGAGUAAGAAGGCGAAGGCGAAGAAGGAGGAGGAGGGCAAGAAGGAGUGA
This is a messenger RNA of Plenodomus lingam JN3, 1254 nucleotides long. RefSeq lists its product as uncharacterized. The record is from RefSeq and is a predicted model, not a curated record. Gene Ontology annotation, molecular function: UDP-glucose transmembrane transporter activity; UDP-galactose transmembrane transporter activity. Gene Ontology annotation, biological process: UDP-galactose transmembrane transport. NCBI's taxonomy places the organism in Eukaryota, Fungi, Ascomycota, Dothideomycetes, Pleosporales, Leptosphaeriaceae. Gene Ontology annotation, cellular component: endoplasmic reticulum membrane; Golgi membrane.